This is a messenger RNA of Phlebotomus papatasi, 6243 nucleotides long. RefSeq names its product nuclear pore membrane glycoprotein 210 (gene Gp210). Gene Ontology annotation, cellular component: nuclear pore. The record is from RefSeq and is a predicted model, not a curated record. The transcript has 5 exons. The coding region runs from base 62 to 5710 and encodes 1882 amino acids. NCBI's taxonomy places the organism in Eukaryota, Metazoa, Arthropoda, Insecta, Diptera, Psychodidae.
CCGUGUUGACAGCGCUUCGGUCAGUUUCGUUGAGUUUGUUGGGAAUGCGGCUCGCGCGAAAAUGCGGUUUUCACUGUUUUUCUCAAUUUUUACGCUUAUCUCAGCUACCAGUGGCACUAAAUUUAACUAUCCACGAAUCCUCCUUCCAAUAUUUGAUAGGAUUUCUGUGAAUUUCACUGUUGAAAUCAUCGACAGAGGAUGUUUUUCUUGGUCAACAUCGAGGUCAGAUUUGGUGCAAAUAGCACCGGUCUUUGACGAAAUCAAUCCGGAAUGUUCACACACGGCAAUUGUGACUCCGGUAUCGCGGGAAAAGAAGCGCAGCACGGCUGUUGUCCUGGCUGAGAAUCUGGUGACAGGUGAUGUGGCAAGGUGUGAUGUUAUCCUAGAUGUUAUUGACCAGAUGGGGGUACUUACGACCACCCGGGAGUUGUACUUGGAAGAGGCUCCGGAGAGUUUUGAGCUGAUGGCUCUGGAUUCGCAAGGAAAUGCCUUUACUACGCUCGAGGGAGUUGAAUUCACCUGGCAGAUCAUUUCGCAGCAUCAUCAUGAGAGUGGUGGCAAGGACAAUUGGCGGCAAGUGUUGCGCUUCCUCACCUUCUCGGAGAGCAAUUACCAUCAAGUGCCGAAGAGUAUGGAACGUUUCGAGUUUCUGGGCCUCACGGGCUACAUGACUCUCCUGGAGGGUAUUAACACAGGCUCAGCCAAAGUUAGAGUGUCCCUGCCGUACAAGGAAUAUUCUCAUGUUCCGGUAAUUGAAGUGGACAUCAUGAUACUGGCCAAUAUUCUCCUAAAUCCGUCUGAUGUUCAUGUCAUCGUGGGGGACACCAUUGAAUUCCGCGUGUUUCAGCUGAAGCGCGGUAAACUCGAGGAGAUUGGCCUCAACAGUCAAUACUACCUCGAAGCUGAGAACGAAGAUCUCGUGGCGAUGCACGGAAAUCUCGCCAAGGGGCUCCAAUUGGGCAGAACAACUGUCAUCCUGCGGGAUAGAAACAUCCCACAUGACAGUGAUGACAGCGUCCUCAAACCCUCUGCUCCCAGAGCUACAGUAACCGUCUCCGAUCCUGCCAAGAUUGGCAUCAGUCUUCUGCCUCACAAUAACUGGAUCACUGUCGAGGAAGAGAGGCAUGAGAUUGCCAUUGAUCUGUUCACAGUAGAUGAUCAGAAAAUCACUCUGGGCAGCACAUUUUCCGUGGAGUCUUCCUUCGACGUCAGCUACUUCCAGCCACUGGACACAACGCCAAAUGGCACGAGGAUCUACGGAGAAGCCAUCCGGAAGGGAUCAACGCCAGUUGUUGGUAGUUUCCGUGACUUGGAAGCUCGUGCUGAGAUGCAGAUCUACGAGAAAUUGAACCUGUCUCCGACAUUUGUUCUCAUUCCCUACGAUCCCAAUUCACCCAAAAGGCAGAAGAUUGACUUUUUGGCAACGGGAGGCGACGGGAACUUUGUAUGGUCUAGUCUCAAUGCGAAUCUCAUGACGGUGAAUCAAAAUGGAGCAGCUGAAAGCCGACUGGAAAAUCUCAAAGGCCUCCAAUUGACGCAGGAUGAGCUGAAAGAUAUCAAGAAGCUGACUCAAGUGCGUGUAGCUCUAGCACGUAAUCCCAAGAUUUUCAAGUCCUCAGACAUCCUCUUCCGACCGCCAGUGAAGCUGGAAAUAGUGAAAUAUAACUUUGAGAGUGCCCUCAAUGAUUUUGUCCAUGUCCAUGUGGCUCUGUAUGCCAUGGUCAAUGAUACGCUCCUUGCUUUUACGCACUGCGAUAAUCUCGACUUUGCCAUGAAAUUUUCAAAUCAACUCUUUAUCGUGGAGCCGUUGAAGGAGUCGGUACCGCUUGCGAGUGGAGCAUGCAAAUUGAUCAAUUUGAGAGCAGUAAAUUUGGGGAGUACUUCUUUUGAAGUUUCCUACAAAUCCUUGGGAAAUGUGCUGUCAGAUACUGUGAAUUUGGUUGUUUUUGAGAAAUUGAACAUUUUGAAUCCGGUCAACAAUGAAGUUGUCCUGCCAAUUGGUGCUUCCAGAAAUGUGAUCUAUCACAAUGGACCACAGAAACUCUUCCACGUUGCUGCGGAAUUACUGAGCAAAGUAUCCUACAGCAAGACAUUGAUUUCCGUGACAAAAACACCAACUCUGAGCCAAGAUAAGACAGCAUUUAGGAUUCUGUGCAAGAAAGUUGGCGAGACAGAUUUUUUCUUUGAGAUAUACAAUAAUUUGCCCGGAGAGCGGCAUAUACCGUAUAUUUCGGCAUUUCUGACGAAAGUUUAUUGUGUGAAACCGCGCUUUCUGAGACUUUCGUCGAGGGAGCAGCUGAGGGAGAGUUGUCCGCUGAAGAAUCGGAUGUCCCUGAUGCAGAUUCAGGGAUCAUCGAAGCGUAUGGAGGUUGACAUUGAGGUGUUUGAUGAGAAUAAUCGACGUUUGGCCAAUAUAACGUCUCUCCAUCUUGACUGGGAAUUUCUCCAUGGACAGGCUCAGUUGCAGGAUAUGGAUUUCCAGCAGGACAGUCAAGUGGAAAUGAUUGAGGACAUUCCCAUUCCGGACAGAGACAUCCUGCAUCUUCCGCCGCCAGAAGUUACAACGGACUUCCGAAUCAGGGGCAAAGUGUCCAAGUAUGAGGCCAAAGUUCUCACGGAAUUGGGCGUUAAGCCAGAACAACCACACUUUGGAGUCCAGAAAAGUAUUUCGGAGGAUCCAGUAAAGCCCACAAUUGAGGAUGAACUGAGCUUCCUGGCUGUCAAUCACACUCUCCUGCCCUACAAUGAAAUGUCCAUCUUCCUGGGUCAGAAGUCACCAGCCACUGUGCAGAUACUCCAAGGCAGUGGCUUCUAUGAGAAAAAACUAGAUGAAGCUGGGAUUGUUGAUGUGGAAUUCGAUGAGAAUCGCAAGGAACUAACAAUCACUCCCCGGAGGAUUGGACAAGUACGCUUGAGUCUGAUGGAUCGUUGUUUGACCACUGAGGCCAACUUCCUGUUGAUUUCUGUGGUGUCCAUCGGUCGGAUUGACAUCAAAAUGCCGGAUCGUGUUGAGAGAACUAAGAGUAUUGAAGCCAUUGUAACGCUAUUUGAUUCAAAUGAUCGCAUCUUAGUGGUCGAUCAUAAGAAUUUGCCAAUUUAUGAAUUGACUGAAGAGAUCUUUCAUCCUCACCUGGUGACCCUGAGGCUGGGCAGACAGACAAAUCUCAGUCCUGGGGAGAUUAGGUAUGAGGUGACGGGUCAGGAAUUGGGUGAGACGACACUUGUUGUGAGUUCUGGGCAGGGUGAAAGGAGAAUUUCCAGUGCUCCGGCAAACAUUCAGGUGUUUUCACCACUGAGACUUCAUCCGAGGAAUGUGACAAUUGUGGUGGGGGCAACGGUGCAGAUUUAUGCUACAGGAGGACCUCAUCCGGAUGUCAAUGUGGUGUUCAGUGUGGAGAAGGAUGUGAUUUCGCUGGAGGGGAAUUUGGUGCGUGGAGAACGAUUGGGUGAGACAAAGGUGACGGGAAGGGCAAUGGGUGUUAGUCCGAGGAAUGGUCAGGCAAUUGUCUUCUCUGAGGAUGUUGUUCAUGUGAGAGUUGUCCCAUUGGAUGGGGUUAAGAUAAGGGCACCGUUGGUGAAGGUACGAAGUGGAGCAGUGAUGCCAGCUGCAAUUUGGGGUGUUCCGGAUUUAUCGCCAAUGGUUCUGGGAACGUUGGAGAAUAUCAAGGUGUAUUGGUCGACAAAUCAGCCGGAUGUUGUGGAGAUAUCGGGUGUUUUUGCUGAUAUUGGAGUGAAGUAUUCCGAUAGAGAUGCUAUCAGUGUGAGAAUUAGAGGGAAAAAUCCGGGAAAGGCUACAGUUCAUGCCAAAGUUAUUACACCGUACGGGAAUACACUGACAGCAAGGGUGGAAGUCAGUGUUUUCAGGCAAUUGGAACUUGAAGCUCCUAGACAUAUCACAUCAGACACAAUUCUCAUUCCUCCGCAAUCGACGUUGCAGCUCAAGGCGAAUCUCGAUGAAGUGUCUUAUGCUGUGGAUUCUAGUCAGAGGAAUUUUGUCACAGUGUCAAAUUCGGGAAUGGUGAAAUCUGUGGAAAAUAGUGGAUUGAGCUUAAUUGUAGCCACAGCUGAUGAUCAGAGUCUGUCCAUUCCGAUUGAAGUGAAGCCCAUUCACUAUGUCUUGGUGUCUCUGCAUCCGGUGAAUCUCAAAUUGAGAAAUGUCGAGUCUAAAAUUCCCCAAGGACUCAAUGUACGCCUCAAAGUCAGUCUCCAUGAUAAUCUGGGCAAUGAAUUUUCUCACAAUUUCGAUCCGGGAAGUCUACAGUGGAAACUGGCAAUGCGUGAUCUUGUUGAUGUUCAUUCUGGAGACAAUUUCACGUUGGAUCUCUCACUCCCCCGAGAAACUUCCAAUGUUCUAGCCAUUGGUCUUAGGGAUGUUCCGGGAAUCAAAUAUGGACAGGAUUAUGUCAAAUUGGCGGUUCAGCAGACGAAAAAUACCUUUCCGGAAGGAAGAAUUUUUACCGUUGGUGAUAUUAUUUGUUUCGAAUCUGCCCUAACAGCUGCAGCAAGCUGGUUCAGUUCGGAUGAAGGUCUCGUGGCAAUUGAUCAAGAUUCCGGAAUUGCCCUUGUGACGUCCACGGGAAUUGGAAAGGUGUCCAUCUUUCAUGGAAGUCCAAAUUUCAUCCAAGUGACGCAUAAUCUUGAACUAAGAGAAGCCAAUCAAGUUACUUUCCUCACCACUUUUGACAUCUUCAAUGGAGAAGUGUACACAGCUCCCCUGGUCAUCAGAAAUCACAUCCAGACCAGCAAAACUUCGAAUCUUCUAUCCCUGAAUACAUCCUGCAGCAAUCAAGUGGAAGUCAUUGCGAGUUCUUUCUUUUCCUGCCAUUUGCAUUCGCGACACAGUGACUUCAAGCAACUUCCGGAUUUCUUCCGGACACAGGCAAUCUUUGAUGCCAAACUGUCUUCGUAUGCAUGUCAGAUUGAACCUCGUCGGAAGAUUGAGGAUAUCAUUGGAUUGGUGAAGAAUGAAGAGAUAAAUUUGGAAUUGGAGGCACUUCUGUCAGCUGGACAUUCAGAUACCAUCUCUCUGAGGCUCAUACCGGCCAUUUCAGUCGUCCCAAGUAGUCUAGCUGUUGACCAGUUGCCAGCCCAGGGUAUCUCCAUCACCGGACUCGAUAAGGUACUGCAGAAGGUGGAAGUUCACUCGUCAGAUCCAAAAGUGCUGCAAGUGGGAAAAUUGGAAAAGACUCAAGGCAUGUUGCAGAGUCAGCUGAAACUUCUGGCAGCACUACCGGAAGAUGAAACUGUUCACCUAGAAGUAUCAUCGCCACUGACCAAGCAGACCAUCCAGGUGCCGAUUCUAUCACCAAUGGCAGCCAGGAAGUGCUCAAAGCAACCCUUCAAUUUGGCAGGAGGAAUCUAUGAGAUUGUAUCAAAUCUCGGAGUGAUCAUUUCCAUCACAGUCAUCCUUGGAAUUUUCACAUGGGCUUUCGUUUGCUACUUCAAUAGACGAUCGUCCAAUUUAAAUGCGCAUCUAUUCAAUCGGAGUGGAGGCGAUGACAAUCUUCAGUAUCGCCAGAAUCUUCUGGGGUCCCCUGCAAAUGGAACAAGAAGAUCAUCGCCUUUUCAAUCCUCGCCAUCAUCUCCUAGUCCAGGAAGUCCGGGUGGGAAGUUUUCAAUGAGACCCACUCAGUUACCUGAAGAUUCUACAAUUUACGGUGACACGACACUUAUGUCACCUCAGAGAAGGAGCUACAGGCGCUAUCUGUGAAAAAAAUAUUUAAAAAAAAACAAGCGCUUCAAGUAGAAGAGUGUUCAAGGUAGGUUUAAGUUAAACAUUUUUCGUUUUUUUUUACCGUGAUUCUUCCUCGAGAUCUCAUUGAAAGCAACUGAAAAUUAAGAAGUUUUUAAAGACUUUGCGAUAUAAUAUUUUUUCUUCAAUUUUUCUUUAAUUAUUAUUUUUUUUAAAUACCCAAAGACCAAUUGAAUUCCUUUGAAGACAGAGCGGACCUACUUUCGUCAACUCAAUCACUAAUCGAAUAAGGCAAAGUCAAAUAUUCAGGGAUUCGUUACAACUUAAUAAAAAAAACAACUUUUAUGUAAUAAGACUUAGAAUUUAAGGUGACUCGAUGUUAAAUGAUAUUUUUCUAGUUUCUGACAUAAAACUGUCGAUGGAGAAAAUGAGAUUUCUUGUCAUUAAUAUAAAUAAUAAUAAAAAAAAUGAUAUAGAUAGAAUAAGAAAUAAAUGUGAAAUAAAACCUGUUGAAAGUUUUCGUACUAAAUAAAAACAAAUAAUAAAUAAAA